Messenger RNA from Marmota flaviventris (yellow-bellied marmot), 10484 nucleotides. The record is from RefSeq and is a predicted model, not a curated record. Lineage: Eukaryota; Metazoa; Chordata; Mammalia; Rodentia; Sciuridae.
AUGGCGGCGGCUGCGCGGGCUCCAGACUGUACAUCGCUGCCAGUCCUGCGGUCGCCACGGUCGCUGCUUGUGCUUGUGCUGGUGCUGCGGGUGCUGCCAGCCCGGAGUGCGACAGCUCGGGACCCCGCCGAGGAGCUCAGCCUGCACCCGCCCUACUUCAACCUGGCCGAGGCGGCAAAGAUUUGGGCCACUGCUACCUGCGGGGAACGGGGACCCGGCGGAGUGCAGCCCCGGCCAGAGCUCUACUGCAAGUUGGUUGGGGGCCCCAACGCCCCGGGCAGAGGCCACACCAUCCAGGGUCAGUUUUGUGACUAUUGUAAUUCUGAAGAUUCUAGAAGAGCACAUCCGGCCACCAAUGCAAUUGAUGGAUCCGAACGUUGGUGGCAAAGCCCUCCUCUGUCCUCAGGCACACAGUACAACAAAGUCAACCUCACCCUGGAUCUGGGUCAGCUAUUCCACGUGGCCUAUAUUUUAAUCAAAUUUGCAAAUUCUCCUCGCCCUGAUCUUUGGGUCUUGGAAAGGUCUGUAGACUUUGGGAACACCUACUCACCAUGGCAGUAUUUUGCUCAUUCUAAACGAGACUGUUUGGAACAAUUUGGGCAGCAGGCAAAUAAAGCUAUCACCCGGGAUGAUGACGUACUCUGUAUUACUGAAUUUUCCCGCAUUGUACCUUUGGAAAAUGGUGAGGUGGUGGUUUCCUUGAUAAACGGUCGUCCAGGUGCAAAAAAUUUUACUUUCUCCCACACCCUCCGGGAGUUCACUAAGGCAACAAACAUCCGCUUGCGCUUUCUUCGAACCAACACCCUGCUUGGACAUCUCAUCUCCAAAGCACAGCGGGAUCCAACUGUCACUCGAAGGUAUUAUUACAGCAUAAAGGAUAUCAGCAUCGGUGGGCGGUGUGUUUGCAAUGGCCACGCUGAAGUGUGCAAUGCAAAUAAUCCUGAAAAACGGUUCCAGUGUGAAUGCCAGCACCACACCUGUGGGGAGACCUGCAGUCACUGCUGUGUGGGCUACAAUCAGAGACCCUGGCAGCCGGCACUAUGGGAGCAGAACAAUGAGUGUGAAGCCUGCAACUGUCACGGCCAUGCCAUCGACUGUUACUAUGACCCAGAAGUUGAGCAGCAGCAAGCAAGCUUGAAUACCCAAGGCAUCUAUGCAGGUGGCGGGGUCUGCAUCGACUGCCAGCACAACACGGCUGGGGUGAACUGUGAAAAGUGUGCCAAGGGUUAUUACCGCCCUUAUGGGGUUCCAGUCGAUGCCCCCCAUGGCUGCAUCCCUUGCAGCUGUAACCCUGAGCAUGCAGAUGACUGUGAGCAGGGCUCAGGCCACUGUCAUUGCAAACCAAAUUUCCAUGGAGACUACUGUGAGAAGUGUGCCGCUGGUUACUAUAACUUCCCAUUUUGCUUGAGAAUCCCUGCUUCUCCUGUUUCUACUCCAAGUCUAGAAGAUCCAGAAGCUGGAAAUAUAGAAGGGUGUGACUGUAACUUGGAAGGUGUUCUCCCUGAAAUAUGCGAUGACCUCGGAAGGUGUCUGUGCCGUCCAGGGGUCGAGGGCCCCCGGUGUGACACCUGCCGCUCUGGUUCCUACUCGUUCCCUAUUUGCCAAGCCUGCCAGUGCUCAGCCCUUGGAUCCUACCCAAUGCCUUGCCACCCGGUGACUGGACAGUGUGAAUGCUUGCCAGGGAUAACAGGACAGCGGUGUGACAGAUGUCUCUCAGGAGCCUAUGACUUCCCCUACUGUCAAGGUUCCAGUGGUGCUUGUGACCCAGCUGGUACCAUCGACUCCAGCUUGGGGUAUUGCCAAUGCAAGCUUCAUGUGGAAAGUCCUACUUGUAGUAUCUGCAAACCAUUAUAUUGGAAUCUGGCCAGAGAAAAUCCCAGUGGAUGUUCAGAGUGCCAGUGCCAUGAGGCAGGAACAGUGAGUGGAGUUGGAGAGUGUGGGCAGGGAGACGGUGACUGUCACUGCAAGGUCCUUGUGAGCGGUGAUGCCUGUGAUACUUGUGAAGAUGGAUAUUUCGCUUUGGAAAAGAGAAAUUACUUUGGAUGUCAAGGGUGUCAGUGUGACAUUGGCGGGGCACUCACGUCUGUGUGCAGUGGGCACUCUGGAGCAUGCCAAUGCCGAGAGCAUGUGGUAGGGAAGGCGUGCCAGAGGCCUGAAAAUAACUACUAUUUUCCAAAUUUGCAUCAUAUGAAGUAUGAGAUUGAGGAUGGCACUGCACCUAAUGGAAGAGACCUCCGGUUUGGAUUUGAUCCCCUGGCAUUUCCUGGGUUUAGCUGGAGAGGAUAUGCCCAGAUGACCUCAGUCCAGAAUGAAGUAAGGGUGAUGUUGGAUGUGGGGAAGUCAAAUCUCUCCUUGUUUCACAUUAUUCUGAGAUACGUAAACCCUGGAACUGAAGCCGUUUCUGGCCAUAUAACCAUUUAUCCAUCUUGGGUGAAGUCAGGUGCUGCUCAAAGCAAAGAAAUCACCUUCCUGCCGAGCAAGGAGCCAGCUUUCGUCACCAUCCCUGGAAAAGGCAUUGCAGACCCGUUCUCACUGACACCGGGGACAUGGAUUGCUUGUAUCAAGGCAGAAGGAGUCCUCUUGGAUUACCUGGUGCUGCUCCCCAGAGACUACUAUGAAGCUUCGGCGUUGCAGCUGCCUGUCACAGAACCAUGUGCCCACACAGGAUCUCCCCAGGAAAAUUGCUUGCUUUACCAGCAUUUGCCAGUGACCAGGUUCCCCUGCACUGUGGCUUGCGAGGCCAGGCACUUCCUGCUUGAUGGCCAGUCGAGACCCUUGGCAGUGAGACAGCCCACCGCAAGACAUCCAGUCAUGGUGGACCUCAGCGGGAGAGAGGUGGAACUGCAUCUGCAGCUGCGUGUCCCACAGGUCGGCCAGUACGUGGUCAUGGUUGAAUAUGUCACAGAAGCAGACCAGCUGUUUACGGUUGACAUGAACAUGAAGAGCCCUGGGGGGCCUCUUUUGGCAGGCCAGGUGACCAUAUAUAGCUGCAAGUACAGUGUUCUCUGCCGGAGCGUUGUGAUUGAUAGCAUGAGCCGCAUUGCUGUGUAUGAGCUAUUGGCAGAUGCAGACCUUCAGCUCAAGGUGCACAUGGCCCGAUUCCUUCUGCAUCAGAUUUGUCUCAUACCCAUUGAAGAAUUCUCAGCUGAAUACGUGAGGCCUCAAGUCCACUGUAUUGCCAGCUACGGGCCAUUGGUUAAUCAAAGUGCCACCUGUGUCUCUCUGGCCCAUGAGACUCCUCCCACGGCCUUAAUUUUGAAUGUCCCCAGUGGGAGAACGUUUUCUCUCCUGCCCCAGGAGAAUUCCCCUUCUGCAAACGUCAUUCCUGGAAUUACCUUACAGGCCCCACAGAGCCAAGUGACCCUGAGAGGACUCGUACCACACCUGGGCCGGUAUGUUUUUGUCAUCCAUUUUUAUCAAGCAGCGCACCCAACGUUUCCCGUCCAGGUGUUUGUGGAUGGAGGGCGGCAGUGGUCAGGUUCCUUCCGUGCCUCCUUUUGUCCCCAUGUGCUGGGCUGCCGGGAUCAGGUGAUCAGUGGAGGCCAGGUUGAGUUUGACAUCUCAGAGCCUGAGGUGGCUGUGACUGUGAAGGUUCCUGAAGGAAAGUCCUUAACACUGGUCCGCGUUCUAGUGGUGCCUGCAGAGAAUUACGACUAUCAAAUACUUAACAAAAAAUCGGUGGACAAGUCCUUUGAGUUUAUCACCAAUUGUGGAGGAAACAGUUUUUAUAUUGAUCCCCAGACAGCCUCCAGAUUCUGUAAGAAUUCUGCCAGGUCCUUGGUGGCCUUUUACCAUAAUGGCGCUCUGCCUUGUGAAUGUGACCCUGCUGGGGCCAUCAGCCACCACUGCAACCCUGAGGGCGGGCAGUGCCCGUGCAGGCCCAACAUCAUCGGGCGGCGGUGUACCCGCUGUGCAACUGGCCACUAUGGAUUCCCACACUGCAAGAAGUGCAACUGUGGCAGGCGGCUUUGUGAAGAGGCGACGGGACAGUGCCUCUGCCCUCCCCGCACUGUCAGACCCCAGUGUGAGGCCUGCGAGCUGCAUUCCUUCAGCUUCCACCCCCUAGCUGGCUGCGAAGGCUGCAACUGCUCUAGGAGGGGCAUCAUUGGGGCUGCUGCCCCAGAUUGCGAUAAGGACAGUGGACAAUGCAGGUGCAAGCCCAGGAUCACCGGGCAGCAGUGUGACCGGUGUACUUCUGGGUUCUACCAUUUUCCUGAGUGUGUUCCCUGCAAUUGCAACAGAGAUGGGACUGAGCCAGGAGUGUGUGACCCGGGGACUGGGGCUUGCCUCUGCAAGGCAAAUGUGGAAGGUACGGAAUGUAACACGUGUCGAGAAGGAUCCUUCUAUCUGGAUCCAGCCAAUCCCAAGGGUUGCACCAGCUGCUUCUGUUUUGGAGUGACCAGUCGUUGUCACAGUACACAUAAGCAAAGAGCUAAGUUUGUGGAUAUGAUGGGAUGGCACCUGGAGACAGCAGAUCGAGUGGAUGUCCCUGUUUCAUUCAAUCCAGGUAGCAACAGUGUCGUGGCAGAUCUCCAGGAGCUUCCCUCAACAGUGCACAGUGCAUCUUGGAUCGCGCCUCCAUCUUACCUGGGGGACAAGGUUUCUUCAUAUGGUGGCUUCCUCACUUAUCAAGUCAAGUCAUUUGGCUUACCUGGUGAUAUGGUUCUUCUGGAAAAAAAGCCAGAUGUGCAGCUCACUGGUCAGCACAUGUCCAUCAUCCAUGAGGAGUCAAGUGACCCCCGGCCAGAUCGACUGUAUCAUGGGAGAGUGCAGAUAGUUGAGGGAAACUUCAGACAUGCCAGCAGCAGAGCCCCAGUGUCCAGGGAAGAGCUGAUGACGGUCCUGUCUAGACUCCAGGGGCUGCACAUCCGGGGCCUCCACUUCACCGAGACACAGAGGCUCACCCUGGGUGAGGUGGGGCUGGAGGAGGCCUCCGACACAGGAAGUGGACGCAGAGCACAUGAAGUGGAGAUGUGUACCUGUCCCCCUGACUAUAUGGGUGACUCAUGUCAGGGUUGUAGCCCUGGAUAUUAUCGGGAUAACAAAGGCUCCCUUACCGGACGGUGUGUUCCCUGCAAUUGCAACGGACAUUCAAAUCGAUGCCAGGAUGGCUCCGGCAUAUGUAUAAACUGUCAGCAUAAUACGGCUGGAGAUCACUGUGAACGCUGCAAGGAGGGUCACUAUGGAAAUGCUGUCCAUGGAUCCUGUAGGGUCUGCCCGUGUCCUCAUACCAACAGUUUUGCCACUGGCUGUGUCGUGAGCGGGGCCAACGUGAGGUGCGCCUGCAAACCCGGCUACGCAGGAGCACAGUGCGAGAGAUGUGCACCAGGAUAUUUUGGGAAUCCCCAGAAGUUUGGAGGUAGCUGCCGACCAUGCAAUUGUAACAGCAAUGGCCAGUUACAUUCUUGUGACCCCCUCACUGGAGACUGCAUCAACCAAGAACCCAAAGAUAGUGGCCCUGCAGAAGAAUGUGAUGAUUGUGACAGCUGUGUUAUGACGCUCCUGAAUGACCUGGCCACCAUGGGUGAGGAGCUCCGUCUGGCUAAGUCUCAGCUACAAGGCCUGAGUGCCAGUGCCAGCACCCUGGAGCAGAUUCGGCUUGUGGAGACCCAAGCCAAGGACCUGAGGAAUCAGUUGCUCAACUAUCGUUCUGCUAUUUCAAAUCAUGGAUCAAAAAUGGAUACCCUGGAAAAAGAGCUGAGUAACUUGAAUCCUGAAUUCGAAACUUUGCAAGAAAAGGCUCGAAUAAAUUCCAGGAAAGCACAAACAUUAUAUAACAAUGUUGAUCGGACGAUCCAAAGUGCAGAAGACCUGAACACAAAGAUUAAAAAUGUCAUCCGGAAUGUGCACAUUCUCCUCAAGCAGAUCUCUGGGACAGGUGGAGAUGGAAACCACUUGCCUUUGGGCGACUUCUCCAGAGAGUUGGCAGAAGCCCAUCGCAUGAUGAGGGAACUGCGGAACCGAAACUUUGCAAAGCACCUGAGAGAGGCAGAAGCUGAAAAAAGAGCCGCCCAGCUCUGUAAGGACCUGCCCAAAUUCUUGCAUCCUGUCCAUUCUAACUGGCUUGAAAUACAAAGUCUGGAGAACAAUGGACUUGUAAAGAAUAUACGGGAUUCUUUAAGUGAUUAUGAAGCCAAACUCCAUGACCUACGUGCUGUGCUACAGGAGGCAGCUGCCCAGACGAAGCAGGCCACUGAUCUCAACCAAGACAAUGAGCGAGCUUUGGGAACCUUCAAGAAUCAAGUGAAAGAAAUUGAUUUGCUGAAGAGUGACUUCACAAAGUUCCUGACUACUGCAGACUCUUCCUUGCUUCAGACCAACACUGUACUACAGCAGAUGGACAAAAAACAGAAGGAAUAUGAAAAAUUAGUUUCUACUUUAAAUGCAAGAAGACAGGAACUAAGUGACAAAGUGAGAGAACUCUCCAGAUCAGCGAGCAAGACAUCCCUGGUAGUGGAGGCAGAAAAGCAUGCACAGUCUUUACAAGAACUGGCCAAGCAGCUGGAAGAGAUCAAAAGAAAUGCCAGUGGGGAUGAGCUGGUACGCCGCGCUGUGGACGCUGCCACCGCCUACGAGAACAUCCUCAAUGCCAUCAAUGCAGCAGAGGACGCUGCCAACAAGGCCACCAGUGCAUCUGAGUCAGCCCUCCAGACAGUGAUAAAGGAAAAUCUUCCCGGAAAAGCUAAGACCCUGAGUUCUGACAGUGAUAAAUUGCUGCACAAAGCCAAGUUAACACAGAAGGAGCUACAGCAAGAAAUCAAUCCAGCUCUCAACAACCUACAGCAAACCCUGAAUGUUGUGACUGUUCAGAAAAAACUGAUAGACACCAACCUCACUACUGUCCAUGACGACCUUCGUGGGAUUCAGAGAGGUGACAUCGAUGGCAUGAUCAGCGGUGCAAAGGGCCUGGUCAGAAAGGCUGACGACAUCACAAGUGAGGUUCUAGAUGGGCUUAACCCCAUUCAGACAGACUUGGAAAGAAUUAAGGAUACUUAUGGGAGCACACAGAGUGCAGACUUCAACCAGGCUCUGAGUGAUGCACAUAACUCAGUAAAGAAAUUAACUAAGAAACUUCCAGAUCUUUUGAGCAAGAUUGAAAGUAUCAACCAACAACUGUUACCCUUGGGAAACAUCUCUGACAAUAUGGACAGAAUUCGAGAACUAAUUCAGCAGGCCAGAGAUGCUGCAAAUAAGGUCGCAGUCCCCAUGAGAUUCAAUGGUAAAUCUGGCGUUGAAGUCCGACUUCCAAAUGACCUCGAAGAUUUGAAAGGAUACACAUCUCUCUCUUUGUUUCUUCAAAGACCUGACUCAAGAGAAAAUGGGGGGACUGAGAAUAUGUUUGUGAUGUACCUCGGAAAUAAAGAUGCUUCCAAGGACUACAUUGGCAUGGCAGUUGUGGAUGGCCAGCUCACGUGUGUGUACAACCUGGGAGAACGAGAGGCAGAGCUCCAGGUGGAUCAGACCUUGACUGAGAGUGAGUCCCAGGAGGCUGUGAUGGACCGGGUGAAAUUUCAGAGAAUUUAUCAGUUUGCAAGGCUUAAUUACACCAAAGAGGCCACCUCCAAUAAACCCAAAGCGUCCCAAUUCCAUGACAUGGAUAGUGGAAGUAGCAACACACUCCUUAAUUUGGAUCCUGAAAAUGUUGUGUUUUAUGUUGGAGGUUAUCCACCUGGUUUUAAACUUCCCAGUAGACUGAGAUUCCCUCCAUACAAAGGUUGUAUUGAAUUAGAUGACCUCAAUGAAAAUGUUCUGAGUUUGUACAACUUCAAAAAAACUUUCAAUCUCAACACAACUGAGGUGGAGCCUUGUAGAAGGAGAAAGGAAGAAUCAGACAAAAACUAUUUUGAAGGUACAGGCUAUGCUCGAGUUCCAACUCAACCAAACGCUCCCAUCCCAACCUUUGGACAGACUAUUCAGACCACCGUGGAUAGAGGUUUGCUGUUCUUUGCAGAAAACCAGGAUCGCUUCAUAUCCCUAAAUAUAGAAGACGGCAACCUCAUGGUGAGAUACAAGCUGAAUUCAGAGCCACCCAAAGAGAAAGGAAUCAGGGAUACCAUCAACAAUGGAAAAGAUCAUCUGAUUCUGAUCAAAAUUGGAAGAGUCCAAAAAGUUAUGCGGAUAAAUGUGGAUAAUCAAAACAUUAAAAUCGAGGGGGAAAUAUUUGAUUUCAGCACAUAUUAUCUUGGAGGAAUUCCAAUUGCAAUCAGGGAAAGGUUUAACAUUUCUACACCUGCUUUCCGAGGCUGCAUGAAAAAUCUGAAGAAAACCAGUGGUGUCGUUCGGUUGAAUGAUACUGUGGGAGUCACCAAAAAGUGCUCCGAGGACUGGAAGCUUGUGCGAUCUGCCUCAUUCUCCAGAGGAGGGCAAAUGAGUUUUACCAAUUUGGACUUCCCCUUGCCGGACCACUUCCAGGCCUCAUUUGGAUUUCAGACCUUUCAACCCAGUGGUGUAUUGUUAAAUCAUCAGACCCGGACAAGUAGCCUUCAGGUCACUCUGGAAGAUGGUCACAUUGAAUUGAGCACCAGGGACAGCAACGGCCCAAUUUUUAAAUCUCCAGAGACAUAUAUGGAUGGCUUACUGCAUUAUGUAUCUGUAAUAAGUGACCGCGCAGGCCUCCGACUUCUCGUUGAUGACCAGCCUCUGAGAAGGAACCAAAGGCUAUCAGGCUUUUCAGCUUCUCAGCAAUCUCUCCUCCUGGGUGGGAGUUAUUUCGAGGGUUGUAUCAAUAAUGUUUUUAUCCAAAGGUUAUCCGAGAGUCCUGAAGUCCUGGAUUUGGCCAGUAAAUCUACCAAGAGAGACGUGUCCCUGGGAGGCUGCAGUUUAAACAAACCACCUUUUCUAAUGUUGCUCAAAGGUUCCACGAGGUUUAACAAGGCCAAGACUUUUAAUAUCAACCAGCUGUUGCAAGACACACCAGUGGCCUCCCCGAGGAGCAUGGAGGUGUGGAAAGAUGUGAAGUCUUGCCCACUACCUCUCAAGGCCGAGACCAAUCAAGGAGCCCUCCAGUUUGGGGACAGUCCUUCCAGUCACUUGCUAUUCAAGCUUCCCCAGGAGUUGCUGAAACCCAGAUCUCAGUUUGCUGUGGACAUGCAGACAACGUCCGCCAAAGGGCUGGUGUUUUACACGGGCACCAGGAACUCCUUCAUGGCUCUUUACCUGUCAAAAGGACGCCUGGUCUUUGCAUUGGGAGCAGAAGGGAAAAAACUGAGGCUCAAGAGCAAAGAGAAAUACAAUGAUGGGAAGUGGCACACGGUGGCAUUUGGGCAAGAUGGUGGAAAGGGGCGCUUGGUUGUAGAUGGGCUGAGGGCCCAAGAGGGGAAUUUGCCUGGAAAUUUCACUGUUGGCACCAGAGAACAGAUUUACCUGGGAUCAUCUCCAUCAGGGAAGCCAAAGAGCCUCCCCCAAAACAGCUUUGUGGGAUGCCUGAGGAACUUUCAGUUGGAUUUAACGCCCUUGGAUUCCCCUUCCGCGAGCUUUGGGGUAUCUCCUUGCUUGGGAGGCUCUUUAGAGAAAGGCAUUUAUUUCUCCCAAGGAGGAGGUCACAUCAUCCUAGCUAAUUCUGUGUUGUUGGGGCCAGAAUUUAAGCUUGUUUUCAGCAUCCGCCCCAGAAGUCUUACUGGAAUCCUAAUCCACAUCGGAAGUCAGCCAGGACAGCACUUAAGUGUUUAUAUGGAGGCAGGAAAGGUCACUGCCUCUAUAGACAGCGAAGCAGGUGGGACCUUGACAUCAGUCACACCAAAGCAGUCUCUUUGUGAUGGACAGUGGCACUCAGUGGCAGUCACCAUCAAACAACACAUCUUGCACCUAGAACUGGACACAGACAACAGCUACACAGCCGGACAGCUUACCUUACUGCCUGACAACUCCCAAGAGACACUCCACAUUGGAGGUGUCCCAGCCAAUUUGCAGACACUGAAACUCCCAGUGUGGAAAUCAUUUUUUGGCUGUCUGAAGAAUAUACAAGUCAACCACAUCUCUGUUCCUGUUUCUGAGGCCACAGAAGUCCAAGGGUCUGUCAGUCUGAAUGGCUGCCCUGACCACUAACCUCAGGCUACCACCCAGCAAGGAAACUCACCUUCAAAAGCACAGCGGGAGGACCUGAUGUGCCUCUCUGCCCAUUCAAGGUCAUUCAAGGUGACUCAAGACACCAUUAAGACAAGUUUGACAGCAGAUUCAAAAUUAGUUUUGAAUUCCAACCACAUAGACCUAUCAUUUGGGCAUUUACUGCUAACUAUGUAUUUUAUACCAAAAAAAAAAAGUCUUGAAGAAGAUAAAUUGUUAUUCAAGCAUAUACAUGAUGUUUUGGCAAUAUUAUUUUCUACUACAAAUUAAAUGUCUUUUAAAGAACACCCCCCCACACACACACACAAACAACACACUUGUUUAAAACAUAAAUCUCUUUAGAGCACUUUAAAAAUAUGAAACUUUUACAUAUGUUAAAGGGUUAUAAUUUAUGAGGUUAAAUAAAUGCAGUGUACUCUUCA